Messenger RNA from Fopius arisanus, 1268 nucleotides. Its product is annotated as odorant receptor 13a-like. Gene Ontology annotation, molecular function: olfactory receptor activity; odorant binding. The record is from RefSeq and is a predicted model, not a curated record. Lineage: Eukaryota; Metazoa; Arthropoda; Insecta; Hymenoptera; Braconidae. Gene Ontology annotation, biological process: detection of chemical stimulus involved in sensory perception of smell; sensory perception of smell. The transcript is spliced from 8 exons. Gene Ontology annotation, cellular component: plasma membrane. Bases 66 to 1268 code for a protein of 400 amino acids.
CUUGAGGAGAUCAAUAAUGACAUGGGGUGACUGCCGAUCUUUAGUUUGUAUGUCGCGGGGAAUCUAUGGAAACCAAUUCAGGUUUUGACUAUGCUCGUGGCUGGAAUAAAAUCAACUUCAUGAUAUUGGGGAUGUGGCCCAAAACGAAUCUCAGGGGCUUCCGAAAGUAUCAUGCCCUAUUGAAUGCUAUCACAGUUUUUUCUCUACUCACACUCCCACGAUUGGCUGCACUUUAUUUAUUUUGGGGUGAGGUUGAUGCCAUGAUUCAAUGCUUUUCCACUCACAUGCCAUUCGCCAUUGGAAUUGUAAAGCUCGUCAUUCUGUAUCGACAACAACAAGCAUUGGGUGAGUUUAUGGAGGAGAUGGAGUGUGAUUGGAGGAGUCCUCUACCGAAGAAGCACCAGGAAAUGAUGAUGCCGAUGGCGAGAAUGAGUCGACAGAUUUCCAUUUUCUCUGGGCUAACAGUGUACAUGGCAAAUAGUUUCGGUGUUGUGGUACAAAAAUGGUAUAAUUUAGAGAGUGUCUACAUACAACAGCCAGAUUCUCGAUUGACACUGAAUCUCUUCUGGGUGGUUUUUUGGCCGGUGGAUACGAGCGAAAAUAUCAAUUUCGCGGUGGCUUUGCUCCUGCAAUUGUACACAUCUUUCACCGGAUCACUCGCGUACUUUGUGUUUGACAGUCUCAUCGCAAUGAUGACUCUUCAUCUUUGCGGUCAAUUAGAAUGUCUUCAACAGUCUUUUGGAGAGUUGUGCGAUCAUAACAGUUCCCACGAGGCUAAAAAAUUCGAGAGAGAUUUGAAAAAUAUUGUACAACGACACUAUAAACUUAUCCGAUUAACGAACAAUCUCGACGACUCCUUCAAUUUCGUACUCUUCUUGUCAUUCAUCGGAUGUACCUUGACAUUCUGCUUCCAAGGAUACGCCAUAAUAAGGCUCCUGGAUGCGGGGAAAUUGAAUUUUUUUCAAGUUGCUUUCUCCGUGACAGUCACUCUAGGUGCGAUAUCUCAUUUCUUCAUCUGCUGCUGGGUAGGAGAUUUUCUGAUAAUUCAGAGUGCAGCAGUGGGGCAAGGGUUUUACAAGAACCAGUGGUACAAGCUGUCGAACUGUCAGGCCCGAUCUCUGAUGAUAAUUGGUUUCAAGAACUUCAGACCCCUGCAAUUGACAGCGGGGAGAUUCGCCCCGAUCUCCCUCAAUCUGUUCCUGAACGUGAUCAAAUCAUCCAUGAGUUAUCUAUCAAUGCUGCUGGCAGUUCAGAAUAGAAGAGUUUAA